AAAUAUUGUUACUACAACAAUACACAAGUUAGCACUUUUAAAGACUUUGUUGUUAUUAUUGACUGCUGUAUUGUUUAUGUAUAGUAAAUAGUCGGUUUAUUAUUACACAACGUAUGCACUACACAUUUGUGUGACUAGAACAUAUUUUAUGCAUGUACCUGCACGUAUGAAAGUUUUUUAAUAAUUUAAUGGCAGAUAAAAUACAUAAGUUCGAUUGGAACUUCUUGAGUAUAGUUAAAAAAUAAGUUUUAUUUUAUUCUUAUCAUACAAAAUAUUCAAUGCGUAUAAUAAGUUUGUUUUCUAUUUGUUGAUAUAAAAUGGAAUAUAGCCAUUUUGUUCUAUGUGCCGCAAUUGGCAAUUCGAAGUGGUGCCAAUACGCACGGAGAUGAUAUCGAAAUAUUAGUAACUUAUUUAAUUGCUGAACAAUUUCACGAACAGAUUGUCAUAAAAUAGUGGUAUAUAUUGCAUAAAAGAGGCAUUUUGGUAUAGAAAAUAUAUAAAGACCGAAAUUGUGUAUCUCAGCUCAAUAAUGAAAUAAUUGUGUAUCUCAGCUCAAUAAUUUAGUGGCAACAACGUAUACACAUCAAAAUAAAAACGAGAUUUGUAAUAGGGUGGUAACACUUACAGUCCAAUCUAAAAAGAAAGCUGUAAAGAAAUGUUUGGUUAAUUGUGGCGUAGCUAAUAUAAAUUUAUAAAAAAAUAUGUUUUAUGCACAUUUAAUUUUGGCCAAAAAAGGCCCAUUGGCCCGAGUAUGGUUGGCUGCUCACUGGGAUAAGAAAAUAACAAAGGCGCAUGUAUUCGAAACAAAUAUUGAGAAAUCCGUGGAAGGUAUAAUGCAACCAAAAGUAAAAUUGGCGCUUCGCACUUCGGGGCAUCUAUUGUUGGGCGUCGUUAGGAUUUAUUCGCGGAAAGCAAAGUAUUUAUUGGCGGAUUGCAAUGAAGCAUUUGUUAAGAUCAAAAUGGCCUUUAGGCCUGGCAUGGUUGAUCUUCCCGAAGGACAUAGGGAAGCAAAUGUAAAUGCAAUCACUCUGCCAGAAGUAUUUCAUGAUUUCGACACAGCCUUGCCCGAGUUGAACGAUAUUGACAUUGAAGCACAAUUUGCGAUAAACCAAUCUAGAGCAGAUGAGAUCACUAUGCGAGAGGAUUAUGGUGGUAGCUUGUCACUUUCUAUUCACGAUGACGGUUUUGGUGAUAUGGGAUUUGAAGGCGACACUCCUGAUUUGAUACGUGGUCCAAUAGAUGCGAAUAUAGAUGAUCAAUUAUUUGGUGAUGGUGGCAUGGCGGACGUUACAUUGGUAGAUGAACAAAAAAUAACAUUAAAUGAUACAGAUUUAGCAAACUCACGAUUAGAUGGAGAUGGUUUUGGGGAUGAAUUUGGACAGCCUGAACUUUUUGAAGACGAUCUUUUCGCUGAACCGCCAUUAGAUACCAGCGACAAUAAUUUAAAAGCUGCCAUUGGUGCUGCACAAGAAUCUGAUGACGACGGCAUGGAUCACAUGGAUAUUAGACCACCAUCGGUAGCAUCCAGUUGUGAACAUGCAUCCGAAGCAAAUGAAGUUGAGAAGGAAGCUCACAAAGAUGAGGGUAUCGAAGCUUUAGGCAAUUCAAAGGAAGAUGAAAAUCCUUUGGACCAGUCAACAUUGCUGCAAAAUGAAGAUGAAAGCUUUGCCUUGGCCCCCAUAGAUGCCUCGGCGUACAAAGGUGUCACCAAAGCUAAACGCAAACGUAAGCUAAUUGUUGAUGAAGUCAAAAAUAUAUCUGGCGAGGAAAUGAAGGCGCAAUUGGCAAACACAACGGAUAUUGUAACAACAUUAGAUUUGGCACCGCCAACAAAACGACUCACUUAUUGGAAGGAAACUGGUGGUGUGGAAAAAUUAUUUUCACUACCUUCUAGAACUAUCCCGGCCAGAGCAUUGUUUUUAAAUUAUCAACGUCAUUUAGUGUCCCGUUGUUCAGCACUCGAAGACUUUUCUAUACUUGGUCCAUCUGACUUGUUGGCCAUAGAGCACAUACAGAAUGAGAAUGAUGCAAAUGUCAUAAACAACAAGCGCGGUCGUAAACGAAAACAUGAGCUUCAGCCAGUACAGCAAAACGUUGUAGAUGUGACGGCACAAAGUCUGGCGGCACCAGAAACUGUGCGAGACCUUGAACAAAGUGUUGGUCAAGCACAAUAUUCGUUGGCAGACAAUUUAAUACCACCGGCGGAGAGCUCUUUGUUUGACAAUAUGCGCAGUCCCAGCCGAAUGCUAAGCAUGAAUGAAAUCAAUGGUAUUGAAAAUUUAACAUCACUCAACGAUUUACCUCUAACGCCGAGUAACAUGCAUCAUGGUAUCGAUGCAUCCGAUGAUUUCAAUCAUGGCGACGUGACGCCCGCAGGUCUACACCAUGGAGACCAAACUCCGCAUCAUUCCAGUAUAGAGCACAUUGAUAAUUUACCCAAUCUACCAGCCGAUCAAGUGUCAUCUAUAUUGCAAGAAGUUGAGAAUAUACCAAAUAUCCAACAAGAUAUCCUAGCAGGCAAGACGCAACGGACCAGCGAUAUAUCUACAGAUUGGAAUGAUUACGAUUUACCACAACCACCGCCAAAUCCUGCUGAAGAGCAAUUGGAGAACGAAACAGAUGAACAAUUUGAGGAGCGCGUACUCAAUAAACGAGCAGCACAAUUGUUCUAUACUGUUAAAUCUCGUUUAAUAAAACAGGAUUGCCUAAUAUUAUCUGCAUUAACAGUAAAUAACUCCAGGAAGCAGGCGGCACAAAAGUUUUACUCGCUAUUGGUACUGAAAAAGUUCCGAGCACUCAACAUUGAACAGACACAGCCAUAUGCGGACAUAGAGAUAUCAAGAGGGCCGCUAUUUGAAAAUCCGAAAUUAUAAAGCAUGAUAAAAUUUAAUAUAUUUUCUUUUAUAUUAUUAUAAUUAUUAUAUUUUAUAUUACGAAUGCUUAAUUCGCUUUUAAACCGUAAUUUUCUGUAUGUAAAUAAUAAAUUAUUUUUAUAUAUAAAUAAAUAUUAUUGUACGAAAAUUAUGUAAAUUGAACGUGUACUUUUAAAAUAUAAGCAAAUAUGGUAUUUACGAAAUGAAA
Molecule: messenger RNA, 3081 nt
Organism: Bactrocera dorsalis (oriental fruit fly)
Lineage: Eukaryota; Metazoa; Arthropoda; Insecta; Diptera; Tephritidae
Gene: vtd
Product: double-strand-break repair protein rad21 homolog
Exons: 1
Coding region: 702-2873 (723 amino acids)
Biological process (GO): replication-born double-strand break repair via sister chromatid exchange; mitotic sister chromatid cohesion; synaptonemal complex assembly
Cellular component (GO): cohesin complex; synaptonemal complex
Molecular function (GO): chromatin binding; protein binding
Source: RefSeq, a predicted model, not a curated record